AUGUCCGGAGCCAAGAGUAUCCAAUAUUCUCUUUCGGAGCAGCAGCAGCAGCAACAAGAUAAUGUUGGUAGUGAUCAUUAUCCAGAUAGGAAGAACACAACAGCUCGUCUUUACCCAAAAAGAAAAAGAAAGCCACUUAUAUGGAAGAAAAAGUCUACUUCGACCUCUACACUCUCAUUGCCAAGCACUACCGGUACGAUCUCUACGCCCUUUUCGUCUCCUCAGUUAGCGAGUACAGAUCAUUUGCCACCAACCAUCAUCAUUGCACCUGAACCAAAUGAUCCUUUGCUAAAAUUCAAACCUAUAAAAAAGGAUCCCAUGUUAUGUAAGCGGACUGUCAAUGGUUCGGACGGAUCAGAGCCUUCACAAUAUAAAGCAUCCAGAGAAGCCAGAUAUAAUUUACUAACAGAAGAAUGGAAACAAAUUGAGUUGGUACUAACACCCACUUAUAUCACGACCUAUUCAUUUUCUACCUACUUUUGGCCAAAACGAAGAGUCGAGCAUCGAAUCUAUUUGGAAGGCUCAAAAAAGCCAAAGAAACUAGAGUUACGACUAUUAUCACCUUUGGAUUACACUUUUUCUUUAAGAUACCAACAUCAGGCAACUAUUUCCAAAUCAUCUUUAAAAAAAUCGUCUUCAUCACGUAGAAUUAUAACAAUGAUAUUCAAGGCAAAGUCCUUUUUGAAAUGUCAAGAGUGGUAUAUGAAACUCUAUGACAUGUUACCAGCUGAAAACAAACGUCCUAUACCCAAAUAUUGUGAAGUCUACUUACCUACAUUAGAUUUGACUGUCCAUUUACCAUUAACAGACGACAAUCGAAAACAUAUGACGAUGGAAGACGUAAAACAUGCAAAUUUACUUCAUCACUUUGUACCUCACGAUCACCCAUUCAAUGAUACCAUGAAUGAGGACGAUUAUGGAUUAUGCUGGACGUUAGGUGAUCGGAUAGAAUGGAUACAUUGGACGCAUACACCUGCUCCAGUGCAGCCAUUGGCCACAAAUAAUAUCAUAAAAGAGCAACGGCGGAUGGAUUGGGCAGUGUCUCCCCAGAUUAUUGAGCAAACGCAUCGCCUUGAGCUACGAAGAAUCGAACAUACACCAAAUGACAUCAUUCUCUCCCGAGAAAAGAACUUUAUACUUAAAGAGCCUCCUCCUAUCGAAGGAUUCUUG
Molecule: messenger RNA, 1170 nt
Organism: Mycotypha africana
Lineage: Eukaryota; Fungi; Mucoromycota; Mucoromycetes; Mucorales; Mycotyphaceae
Exons: 3
Biological process (GO): ascospore-type prospore membrane formation; protein localization to prospore membrane
Cellular component (GO): prospore membrane
Source: RefSeq, a predicted model, not a curated record